Molecule: messenger RNA, 240 nt
Organism: Beauveria bassiana ARSEF 2860
Lineage: Eukaryota; Fungi; Ascomycota; Sordariomycetes; Hypocreales; Cordycipitaceae
Exons: 3
Coding region: 1-240 (79 amino acids)
Source: RefSeq, a predicted model, not a curated record
AUGGUCUACUUGAGCAGCUCUAGACUGAGCGAUGAAAGGCAAAGGCAUGUUGAAACAAACCCUGAUUGUUGGCUAGUUCGACUGCCGGGCGAUCCGGCAUCAGAUGGCGGGAAAACAGCCGAUUUCUAUGUUGGCAACGGACUUUACAUUUUGACGGCGAAUGCAGCCGAGUUUGCCAGACAGUCCGACAAGGCGACCGAGGAGGCCGGAUGGAUCUGGUCCUACAUCAUGUACGAAUAA